Fulvia fulva is the source of this 645-nucleotide messenger RNA. RefSeq lists its product as uncharacterized. The transcript has a single exon. Bases 1 to 645 code for a protein of 214 amino acids. NCBI's taxonomy places the organism in Eukaryota, Fungi, Ascomycota, Dothideomycetes, Mycosphaerellales, Mycosphaerellaceae. The record is from RefSeq and is a predicted model, not a curated record.
AUGUCGUCCACCGCUCCAGGCGAGCAGUUCGAGGUCCGCCAGACCACCGCGACCGAGGACAUGCACCCAGACCCCUCCAAGAGCAUCCCGCUCUCACCACAGAGACAAGCUCUCAUCGACGACAUCAUCGCCCUCUACUCCUGCGAGCCAACCAUCAAGCGUGUCGAGCGCUACACAGCCGACUGUGUCUACGACGAUCAGUUCGUCUACGCCAACGACCGCUACAAGAUGGCAGGUCAAUGGUUUGCUCUACCAAAGCUCUUCAAGGCCAGCAAGAACGAAGGAUACGAGAUCAUCAAGAACGAGCAGAAUCUGAUCCAGUUCAAGAAUGAGCAAUCAUGGACGUUCAAGAUCAUCCCAAAGACUGCGACAAUCAAUGCCCUCGUGUCGUUGAGCUUGCAUCCUGCCACCGUGGACAGCGACUUCAUUCAAGUCAAGUACCACAAGGACCAGGCAAAUGACAAGGACUACAGCCAUGAGGGCGUAGGAUUCAGCUUCAAGAAGUGGCAGGCGGAUAAUGUCAUGAAGCACAUGGACAGCGAGGAAGUGAAGUACUUUGAGAAGGAUAAGCGUGCCGCGAAGGAGGAAGUAAGGAAGUAUGGUACAGGUGAUGAGAAGGGUGAUGCUCCAAGGAAGGACUUGUAG